UGAGCACAAGGCUUCUGCUGAGUUGCAGGCCAGUGGAUUAAGCAGUGGGCUUAAAGAGCCUCAUGUUGCCUUGUACCGCCCUUCUUUGUCCACUUUCAUUCUCCACUGCUGCACCUGCAAGAAAAACACCAACCGACAACAAUGAGCCAGAAGGUGGUACUCAUCACAGGCUGCUCCUCCGGGAUCGGCCUCGCUCUGGCUACUCGCAUCGCUAAAGAUGAGAAGAAGAGGUUCAUGGUCUACGCCACCAUGAGGAACCUUAGCAAGGCUGAGCCGCUGGUCGAGGCGGCAGGUCGGACGCUGGGCAGGACCCUGGAGAUCAAGCAGCUGGAUGUGUGUGAUGAGGACUCCAUCAAAGCCUGCGUGGACAGCCUUCCUGAGCGCACGGUGGACAUUCUCAUAAGUAAUGCAGGGAUGGGCCUGAUUGGACCCAUUGAAUGCCAGUCUCUUGAUGAGAUGAAGACUGUGAUGGACACUAACUUCUUCGGGCUUGUGCGAUUACUGAAAGAAGUCCUUCCUGACAUGAAGAAGAGAAAGAAGGGCCAUAUUGUGGUCAUCAGCAGUGUCAUGGGCAUUCAAGGAAUCUUAUUCAACGACGUCUAUGCAGCUUCCAAGUUUGCAGUGGAAGGAUUUUGUGAAAGCUUAGCAGUCCAGGCCUUGAGGUUUAAUCUGAACAUCAGCCUCAUAGAGCCGGGUCCAGUGAUAACGGAGUUCGAGCGCAAGGUUUAUGACGAGGGGUUGAAGACUGAUCUCAGCAAAGCUGACAAAGUGACUGCUGACAUGUUCACGAACAUCUACCUGAAGAACUACAAACAGAUCUUUGAAACCCUUGGGCAGACUGCUGAGGAUGUAGCAGAGCAUACCCACAAGAUCAUCACCAUGGAGAAUCCCCCUUUCCGUCAUCAGACAAACACGCUUUACACCCCGAUGACCACACUCAAGUAUGCUGACCCCAAUGGGGACCUUCCUAUUGACACAUUUUACAAAAUGGUCUUUGAACAUGACAAGGUCUUCAACGCCAGUCUGAACUUCCUCAAGCUGCUGCGUUGGAGAAGUCGGAAGAGUUUCACCCUAGAAAAAGACAAAAACAACUGAGCUGUUUUUUGUUUUCUCUUUUGGAGGGGGGAAUUUUCAACCAUGUGUAGUUAUAUAGCAUUUUUUUCUCUUUUUCUUCUCUGUCAUCGGUUGUAAAUGCUGAAACAAAUAA
Molecule: messenger RNA, 1207 nt
Organism: Melanotaenia boesemani (Boeseman's rainbowfish)
Lineage: Eukaryota; Metazoa; Chordata; Actinopteri; Atheriniformes; Melanotaeniidae
Exons: 6
Coding region: 142-1095 (317 amino acids)
Biological process (GO): estrogen biosynthetic process
Cellular component (GO): cytoplasm
Molecular function (GO): estradiol 17-beta-dehydrogenase [NAD(P)+] activity
Source: RefSeq, a predicted model, not a curated record